UCGCCACCCACCCUCGCCGUCUCGGCUUCCUCUCGCCCAGGCGCCGCGCGCGGACCAGGCAGCCGUCCGCUCCCGCCGAGCUCCACGGUAGAAAAAAAAAUAAAAGGGUGUCAAAGCAAAAGAAUAAGAGACCUUACCUCAAAUUUGCAUCAAGAUGGAAACCUUUUGCCUCAGGGUGUUGUUUGGGUUGGCGCUGGUUGGAUGUGUCAUCAGUGAUAAUCCUGAGAGCUACAGCACAAAUCUAAGCACCCAUGUGGACGAUUUCACCACUUUUCGUGGGACAGAACUCAGCUUCAUGGUUACCACACAUAGACCCACGAAUUUGGCCCUCCCCAACAAUGGCUCAAUGCACAACUAUUGCCCACAGCAGACUAAGAUUACUUCAGCUUUCAAAUACAUUAACACUGUGAUAUCGUGUACUAUUUUCAUCGUGGGAAUGGUGGGGAAUGCAACCCUGCUCAGGAUCAUUUACCAGAACAAGUGCAUGAGGAAUGGCCCCAACGCACUGAUAGCCAGCCUUGCCCUCGGAGACCUUAUCUAUGUGGUCAUUGAUCUCCCUAUCAAUGUAUUUAAGCUGCUGGCUGGGCGCUGGCCUUUUGAUCACAAUGACUUUGGCGUAUUUCUCUGCAAGUUGUUCCCCUUUUUGCAGAAGUCCUCAGUGGGGAUCACCGUCCUCAAUCUCUGCGCUCUCAGCGUUGACAGGUACAGAGCAGUUGCCUCCUGGAGUCGUGUUCAGGGAAUUGGGAUUCCCUUGGUCACAGCCAUUGAGAUUGUCUCCAUCUGGAUCCUUUCUUUUAUCCUGGCCAUCCCCGAAGCCAUCGGCUUUGUCAUGGUGCCCUUUGAAUACAAGGGUGAACAGCACAAAACCUGUAUGCUCAAUGCCACGUCAAAAUUCAUGGAGUUCUACCAAGAUGUUAAGGACUGGUGGCUGUUUGGGUUCUACUUCUGCAUGCCCCUGGUGUGCACCGCGAUCUUUUACACCCUCAUGACUUGUGAGAUGUUAAACAGAAGGAACGGCAGCCUGAGAAUUGCCCUCAGUGAACACCUGAAACAGCGUCGAGAAGUGGCAAAAACAGUUUUCUGUUUGGUCGUAAUUUUCGCUCUGUGCUGGUUCCCUCUUCAUUUAAGCCGUAUUUUGAAGAAAACCGUGUAUGAUGAAAUGGACACGAACCGAUGUGAAUUACUUAGUUUCUUGCUGCUCAUGGAUUACAUCGGUAUUAACUUGGCAACCAUGAAUUCAUGUAUAAACCCAAUAGCUCUAUAUUUUGUGAGCAAGAAAUUUAAAAAUUGUUUCCAGUCUUGCCUCUGCUGCUGCUGUUACCAGUCCAAGAGUCUGAUGACCUCAGUCCCCAUGAAUGGAACAAGCAUCCAAUGGAAGAACCAUGAACAAAACAACCAUAACACAGAGAGGAGCAGCCAUAAGGACAGUAUAAACUAAAUAUCUUAAGGAACAUUCAUCAAUAUACUUCAAAUCCUAUUGGAGAAAAAAAAAAAAUCAACACAACUGCAUCUCCAGAAAUCUCUUCUUCCAUCCUUCUCCCAUGACUCAGUACCACCCCCUGGAAAAAUGUUUUCCAAAACGUUGAAGGGUCGACUGGUUUAUACCCACAAAUUCAACGAAUCUUACUUUGAUUUAUCUAACUUACAUAUUCUGCAUGUUGUAUUCAGCCCUAAAAAACGGUGGGAGUUGGUGGGGGAAAGGAGAUUGUUCAGUUAAACCAGAAGGAUAUAUACUAUCUUUGCAUGAAAAUAGAGUUUUCGAGUACAUGGCUAGCUUUCAUGGCGGUUCUGUAGAAUGUUCCGUAAGAACUGGUCACCAUGAAAAGUUUAGAAAUUAUAACAAGGUUUUCUAUUUUUUUAAA
This is a messenger RNA of Mesoplodon densirostris (Blainville's beaked whale), 1862 nucleotides long. It is a transcript of the gene EDNRA, whose product is annotated as endothelin receptor type A. Gene Ontology annotation, molecular function: endothelin receptor activity. Lineage: Eukaryota; Metazoa; Chordata; Mammalia; Artiodactyla; Ziphiidae. Gene Ontology annotation, cellular component: membrane. Bases 155 to 1438 code for a protein of 427 amino acids. Gene Ontology annotation, biological process: G protein-coupled receptor signaling pathway; enteric nervous system development; regulation of blood pressure. The transcript has 8 exons. The record is from RefSeq and is a predicted model, not a curated record.